Molecule: messenger RNA, 381 nt
Organism: Candidozyma pseudohaemuli
Lineage: Eukaryota; Fungi; Ascomycota; Pichiomycetes; Serinales; Metschnikowiaceae
Product: glutamyl-tRNA(Gln) amidotransferase subunit F
Exons: 2
Coding region: 1-381 (126 amino acids)
Source: RefSeq, a predicted model, not a curated record
AUGCUUUCAAGAUACGCUUAUAGACAUCUAGCUACAUCAAGAACUGUUUUUCGUGGCAAGAUAUACUCAAAGAUCAACAGUCGUGAAGAUUUAGAAAAACUUAUAAACACACCAUCCUGGAAUGUGAGCGAAGCAAUCCCGAAUCCCGACACCAUCGAAGAAGACAUCACUCCAGAAUUGGUUCUGAAACUUCUAAAACAGUCUGGUCUUCCUCACAAUAUCUCUCCAGACCUAUUCAAGAAGAUACAAGAUGCAUUGAGAACACAGGUUGGCUUCAUUGAUGAGCUCUACGAUCCAGGAAUGAGCCAUGGCGAGAGACGUGCCAAUAAUAAUAGAAUCGCCAGAACCCCUUACUUUGAAGCAUUUAUUAAAGCAAGUUGA